Molecule: messenger RNA, 7152 nt
Organism: Maniola jurtina (meadow brown)
Lineage: Eukaryota; Metazoa; Arthropoda; Insecta; Lepidoptera; Nymphalidae
Gene: hop
Product: tyrosine-protein kinase hopscotch
Exons: 22
Coding region: 228-3560 (1110 amino acids)
Biological process (GO): hemopoiesis; peptidyl-tyrosine phosphorylation; cell surface receptor signaling pathway via JAK-STAT
Cellular component (GO): cytoskeleton; cytosol
Molecular function (GO): ATP binding; non-membrane spanning protein tyrosine kinase activity; cytokine receptor binding
Source: RefSeq, a predicted model, not a curated record
CAGCAGCGGUGGUGACUGGUGACCUUAGUCGGUUUAUAAAUAAACAUUUUAAUUAUUUCAUUGAUUUAAUAUGUGCAUUAUUUAUCUCUAUUGUGAGAAAAGAUGGGCGAAAUAUUUCAACAGUAUUUUGGUGUAGUUUUGAAAGAAAUGGAGUAGUUUAAAGCGUUAUCACUGUCGAUGUUGGCGUCGCCGUCUUGUUUUUUGCGAUCCAGCUUACAAAAUAAACCAUGGCAGGGGAUACAGUUAAAGUAUUGGUGGUGAUUGAUCCUAUGCCCAACAUAAUCUCGUGCUCGAGUACGUUUACUGCUGAGGAGUUGUGCAUUGUUUUGUGUAAAAAGUACAAAAUUCCUCCACUAACGCGUACGCUGUUUGCAUUGAGGAUUAAAGGCACGGACUAUUUCCUCAAAGAUAACAGCAAAGUUCUUUCGAGUUCACGAGAUUACGAACUGAGAAUACGGUUCAAGGUACCUCGACUCAGUCUUUUGAUAACACUGGAUGAGACCACAUAUGACUAUUAUUUUCAACAAGCAAGAAAUGACGUAAAUGAGAACAAAAUACCAGAAAUUAAGUAUCCAGAACAUAAGCAAGAGCUGCUAGGUCUUGGUAUUGCAGAUAUGACAAGAGCUAUAUCGGAAGAGAAAUUGCCAUUAAAUGAUGUAGUUAGAAACUACAAAAAGUAUAUUCCGAAAGUGAUUGUAAGACGACACGGCCCCUUUCCUAAGAAAUAUGCUCAUGACUAUUUGCCACAGCUGUGUUCUGUUGGACACAAUGUCAACUACAUAAAAAAUCUGUACCUGCAACAAUUAUAUGGGCUAGCGCCUAAUUACCUGGCAGAAGAAUUCGACAAUGUUCUGUGGCAGAACGGCAGUGAGGUAGUCCCCGUGAAGGUUAUUGUUGCACCAUUCCACCCGCAUCAGCCUGGGAUACGGCUAUAUAAUACUGUCAAAAGAGAGUGGUUUCAUGUGUGUGCAGUAGAAGAGUUAAUAUACUUGACAAGAAAUGCAGAUAACUGUUUGGAAGUAUCGAGACGAGGAACACCAUUGUUUUUCACAUUCAAAUCUGAGGAGCAACUCUCGUCAUUCAUAUCUCUGUGCGAUGGAUAUUAUAGGUUAAUGGUAAAAUGGACAUUUAAUCUCUCCAAAGAUGAUGAAACUCCAUCAUUGAAGGAACUGCAGAGGAUAAAAUGCCAUGGUCCAGUUGGUGGUGCGUUUUCCUACCGAAAGUUGGAAGAGAAACGCGGAAAGAAACAUGGCUGUUACAUCCUGAGACAGUGCCAAGAUGACUACAAUGUAUAUUACUUGGACGUGUGCACAAAGAACAGUACCACAGAAACAUACAGAUUGGAAUUCAAAGGCCAUUGUUACAUAUUCAACAAAGAGGAAUACUUCAGCAUCGAGAGGCUAGUCAGUUGUCACCAAAACCCUGAGGGUAGAAUAUUUCUAAACGAAUGCAUACCUCCUUCAGAAUAUGACAAAUCGCAGCUACUAUUAUGUGGUGAGCCGCUAAAGAAAGGCGUCCGGAUCGAUCAGGCAGAAUUACAAGAGAUAUUAAAGGACAACAAAAGUCCUAGAUGUCUUCCGAACAAAGAUAUCCUACUAUAUACAGGUUCAGAAAAGGUUGGCUCUGAGAAUAUAACAGCGACGUACAAAGCGCUGUGGAGGCUUGAUGAGACUAAAAAGUUGCUAGUCGCAUUUAAGACUCUUCAAAGGGACCGAGCUAAUGACUAUUUGAAAGAUUUUAUCGAAUUAGCGAGCAAAUGGGCCUGCGUUCAGUCGAGUUCGAUAGUCAGACUAUACGGCGUGACUCUCAGCUCACCCACGGCUAUGGUGCUCGAAUUUCUGCCAUAUGGACCAUUCGAUGUUUAUCUCAGGAAAAACGAGGAGCGUAUAAAACCCAUACACCUGAAAAAAGUAGCGGCGAACUUGGCGAGAGCGUUAUGGGACCUGUCCGAAGCCGGGGUAGUCCACGGCACCAUCCGCUGCAGGAGACUGCUCCUGUCCUCGCUUGAGGCUGACCGGAUCAUUGUUAAACUGUCUGGGCCCACCCUGAGGCAGUAUACACCUCAAGAUGUACAUUGGAUGCCGGUUGAGUUCUUUCCGGACAUGAGUCUCGCUAAGAGAUCGGUCGUGGGUGACAUCUGGGCUUUCGCCACGACCCUAUGGGAGGUGUUCUCGUAUGGACAAUCUCCUUGCGACACGAACCCUGUGCUCACCGCUAGGAGUUACGAAAUGGGCGAUCGUCUGCUCCGGCCGGCGCGAUGCCCCAGCGAAGUGUGGGCUCUCAUGCGGCAGUGCUGGCAGACUGACCCGCUGCGGCCGCAGGAGAUCAUGCGAGAUAUGAACCACAUGCUGCACAGAGAAUAUAUGCCAGUGCACGAAUAUGAAGAACCAAAGAUAUCUCUAGACCACAUGGAACACGCAGAAACGGUUUCAAGUGAUAGGUUUAUUCCGAGUGAAAGCGAUGCGGGGAGUAACAAAUCCCUCAUCUCUAUGGACAGUAGCGCAGCUUCAAUGAAUGGCACCAUGUCUGAUCAGUAUGAUAAUCCGUUCGCGGACAACAAAAGUUCCAACUCCCUCGAGAGUAUGAACGCACUAACGUACGCGUUACGCAACGAGAUGCUCGCGAGCCGCAGCAGCCGCAGCAGCGCGUGCGGCGCGGGCGGCGCGGACACGCCCGACGACUUCGCUGCGUUAGCCGCGCCGCGCCUCAUGGAGUCCAUCGUGUCGCAGGGCAAGACCUACCUCGUCACCAUCACGAAGAAGAUCGGCAGCGGUAAUUAUGGCCAUGUCUUCAAGGGCUGGAUGGAGCGCGACAACCAAGAAUCUCAAAGGAAAGAAGUAGCUAUUAAGAAGUUGACGCGACAAGAGUCCGAGCGAAACGGCAGUUUAUAUGAAGACUUCAAAAAUGAACUUGAAAUUAUGAAGUCGCUACAACACAUAAACAUAGUGGAGAUCCUCGGUUACUCCUGGGACCACGGGUCGGAUGUGCUGAUAGUUAUGGAGUAUUUAGAGGAAGGCUCUCUCAACUACUACCUCAAGUUCCAAGGCGAUAAGCUUCGGAUAUCGCACUUGAUUAAAUACGCCAAAGACAUCGCCACGGGUAUGGACCAUGUAUCAGCUAAAAACGUUGUACAUCGUGACUUGGCCACGAGAAAUAUCCUAGUAGUGAACAAAUAUCACGUGAAGAUAUCCGACUUUGGUCUCGCCAGGAUUAUUCCGAAAGAGGAGAACGCGUACCGAAUUAAGACUGAGAGAUUAUUGCCUAUUAACUGGUACGCCCCCGAGUCAGCCGUGAAGCCGUACCACUUCUCAACGAUGAGCGACGUGUGGUCGUUCGGCGUGACGGCGUGGGAGAUAUUUACUCGCGCGAGACACGAGGUGCCCAAGUUCGACGUGGAUCGGCCGCGCGAGAGGGCGUCCUGUUUUCAAAUACCAGAAGGCUGCCCUUCAGAAAUAUUCAGGCAUCUAAUGAAAGACUGCUGGGCCCUCGACCCAAACAUGCGGCCAAAGUUCAUAGACCUCGUGCAUAUGUGUAAGCGAUUCAUGGACGAAUACAAGUGAGCUGGUUUGCACUUUAUUGCAUUGCAAUAAGACUGGAUUUACCUUGAUAUGACCUGCUACUUUGGGUCAUACCAACAUACCAAAGUGGAAAAAACGUCGCUAGGCACGAAAUUAUACGAAAACGCAUAAUUCCAUUUACACUCCUACCACCCAGUUGCGGUCAACGGCUGUCGGGAUUCUAUGGCCAAUACCCAUCGCAUGGCGACCACCGUACAUAAAGGUGGGUCCACACCUGCGUACGCGCGCGAACCUUGCACACAACGUCUAUCCGAAGUGGCGUUGUCUUUGUGCGCAUGUGCAUAUCAUGUAUGUGAUAACUCCUAAAAACUCAUGAACAUAUGCACGCCAUGACUUGUACAACAUGAACGCGAACCUCUGGUGAACACAUCCACAUAUUUUUUGUGGUUCGUGCGCUGUGCAGGUGUGGAUCAGCCUUUUUUAUUAUAAAUUUUUAGUCAUUUGUGGCUGCAGCCUGCGAUCUUUCACACAGAUCCACUAGUGGUCAACAUUUUGAUCUCUGUGACAUGGUUUUGGUGUGGUCCGUCUGAACAAACAUAAGAAAGAGAUUGAUUUCUCGACUAUUCAGAUGCCAUUGAUCUUUGAGUUUUUAGAUAUAUAAGUAUAAUCAUGGGUGAUACCUUUUGUUUUACAAAAUGGACAAUAUUUUUUGUCAAUUAUUGAAUUGAAUGCUAGCUUUUGUGGGUGAUUUCAACCGAAUUCUAAGUUUAAAAAGUUUCAUAAACCCCCUUCGUUCUUCCGGAAUAAAUUAAUGUCCGUCUCAACGAUGCCAAAUUUCGUCAGGAUAGGUUCAUUGGCCGAGCUAUCAGAAAUUGACGGACAGAGAGGCUCUUUCUCCUAUUUGUAUAAUAAUAUUAGUUAAGUGAACUACAGGACAACGAGUUUGCAGUAAAGGUUGGGUCGAAUUGUGACGAAUUUCUCGCAGGAUAUGGAGUGCGAUUCGCUGUGAUGUUGCCAACUAUAAUCAAAUCAGCAACUCUUUAGUAAAAAUUAAAACGCGCGCUUAGUUAGGAGCUUAUGACAUCAUAAACAAUUGACUUCCUUUUUGUAGUUUAAUAGAUAAUUUAAAAAUGGUUAUCGAUAAAACUAACAUCGGGCGUAGAUUUUACGUGUUUUAGAAGCCCCUGUUCAGUGCUGCUAAAAAUAAUUUAGUUUUGAGAUAGGCAUCAUCCCAUUGUCACGUGUACAUACAUUUGGCAAUCUUUUUUUUACACCCUGCGCGGAAUUCGCUCCAGUUCGACCUAACCUUAAAUGCGUCAGUACAAAGGCCCGAAGCGGCUUCAAUGUUAUAAAAUAUAUACUCCUAACUAAGUUGGCAAUAGGUUUACAUCUGAAAAAAUAAAUAUAUGUGUUAAGAAGGCCUUGAAUUUCAAAUCGUAAUUCGAACAGUGCGCGUGGCGAUGAAAAGUAAUUUUAAAAAGCUCAAAGUCUGCAAGUUUUAAAGUAAAAAAAUGCGCCACUGAGGAUUUUCUGCCACGUUUGCAUCAUUAUUCCUCGCGCGUCCUAUCUUAGGCCACAUCAUCACUUUCCAUCAGGUGUGAUUAUGGUCAAGCGCUUGCGUAGAAUGAAUAAAAAAAAACAAGUUUGUGUAGAUUACCAAAUCCCCAGUGGUACGUUUUUUGUGAUUUACUUUUGUGCCAGUCUGUAAUCCACCCAGUAUAAAUGCAUACAGUAUAAGACCCUUAAGAGAAGUCAUUUUAGCGCGCUACCCAGAGCUCUUAAUACUCAAUACUGCAACAACAGAAAGAAAAAAGAAUUCAAAUGAGAACCAUUACUUGUACGUUUGUUAAAGCAGGCUACGAAUGAACUUCUCUUAAGCCGUUCGUAUAAAAUGACAGAUUUAAGGCAACGCCACGCCAUGUUUGUUAACUUAAAAAUCAACGGAAUUACAGCCUAAAAUUAUUUCCGGUUUGCAAUACUACAAAAUGAAUAAUUUUCGUUACACAUAUCACUCGUUGCACAAACUCACACUACAAUAUUAUUAAACCAAGAUGUAAUAUAAUAGUGUUUUUACGUGUUUUUGUGGUUCCUUCACGCAUUUGCCUUACUUUGCUUUACAUAUUUGUAAAUAUUUGUUUUUAAUACAUAAGUGCAAUCAAAUGAAACGACAGAUUAUGUUUACUUCUUUUGAAGUAAAUUAAUAAUACCUCCAUGCAAUUAUAAUAAGAUCACAUUAGAUUUAUUUAUUUUAUAAGCAGUUAUAUUAUAGACACUUCAAAAGCCGAGAGCCUGUAGGCAAUUUUGAAGCGGUGCUUGGAUAAAAGCAGAAAGUUGGUUUGGGCGUUUUUACGCGUUGUUUGAUUAUGGCAAACUAGAUCUGCAGAACUAGUAUGUGGUAGGUUCACAGUUUUUUAAUGUUAGGUGGAACAAACUCAACUAUUUCGGGUUUCCUUACUCAUACGUGACAUACAACGAAUACUGUCUAAUUUUAAUUUUUACGACCGGGCAUUUUCUUAUGUUGUUGUAAAUCAAUAUGUUUUCAAAUUGUAACUGAACCUGUAGAUAAAGUACAUUUUUGUAAUGUUUCUAAAACAUCUUUAAACACGCCUGGCACCUAAAAUUAUGUUCUGUUAGAAACGCUUAGCAUUUUUUAUAUCGGUAAAUACAUAUAUAUUUUAAUUUUUGAAAUAUAUUAUAAACGUUUUUAGUUAAAAUAUUUGAACUAUCUCAAAACUUGGGUCAUUCUAAUCUAGUUUACCAUACACAAGUACCAACCACCUUACAAACAUCUUUGCAUCAAGAGCCUCUUCACAAAUUCCCACGUGGUCUUGGGCCACUUGAAGUAAUGAAUGAAUGAAUUGGUGAUCGAAAACAAAUUAUGCAUGUAAAUCUUUUAUUUUUUAUGACAACAGAUAUAUUAAUUAUAAUAUGUACUUGCCCCUAGAAUUGUUAUUUUAUUGUGACUGUGUUAUGUCAAUUUUAGAAUAUAAUAAUUUUAGUGUGAGAUAACAAAAAUUACGAGUUUUGUCUGAUACCAUUCUUAAAGUUAUGAUUGGUUUGAUACAAAAUAAAGUCAGUUAAAAAUUGUAAUGGUGCUUAUUUGAUUAUACACAACAAAUCUCUAAACUAAUUAGACUAAAAGUAGUGUUAGAAUUCUGUGCAUAGAAUAUUUUGAAACAGUCAGUUUACUUUGGUUUGUGUUCAACCGAAUAUGCACCAAUGUGGCUAAUUUUAUUGCACAUAAUCUCUAAACUUAACUAAAAUGAUAGUUCUAAAUGUAUUGCUAUCCCUUUUAUACCACUUGUUGUAGACAAGGAUACCACUAGGUUUAGAGAUUGUGUUCAACAGAAUUAGCUAGAAUGAAUCGUCUAACAUCUCUUAUAUAAUAUAGGUGUUUUCAUUCGAGAAAGUAUGAAUUCAUGACAAUGUAGUUUUAAGAACAAAUUAUACUAACGGUAUGUCCUAAGAAUACAACGAAAUAAAUAGUCUGUAUCAUUGAUUUAUUUUAAUAACUCUAUUUUAUAACUUUAGGAAUGGUCACGGACAUAAUUUUCGAUUUUACCAAAGAUGAUAUUAAAUUAUGUUUUAAUAUUGUUAUAUGGAAAUACAAUUUUAUUACUUAUAGGCGUAAUUA